AUGUUUGGUGGUAUUACGACAAAGGCUCUGCUUAUAGCCGGUCUGGCUUUCUCAGCCACUGCCGCACCGAACAAGAAUGAGAAGCGCCAUUGGGUUGGCUCAUGGGCGUCUAUGCCCCAAGAAGUUGAGCCUGCGAAUCUUGCUCCUUCUCCUUUUGGAGGACCAGAUGCUGCUGCUCAAUUCUUCAACACUACGCUUCGUCAGACAUUUCACAUGUCCAUUGGCGCCGAGAAAAUUCGCAUUAGAUUCUCCAACAUCUUUGGAAAGACGGAUCUGCCCAUUGACGCAGCUACCAUCGCUCUCCCCGUUGGUGGAAAAGCUGGUGUUGGUGAAAUCGACGCCAAGACCGCCAAAACGCUCAAGUUCAACGGAAAGAAGUCCAUCUCAGUGCCAGCAGGAAAGAUUGUCUACUCUGACCCAAUCGACUUUAAGCUGAAGCCUCUGUCCAAUCUUGCUUUGUCUGUGUACACCGAGAAAGGUCAAGCCGGAAAUAUUAUCACUGGGCAUCCUGGCAGCAGAACUACCUCUUGGAUGCAGAAGGGCAACCAUGUAAAUGCUGCUUCUGUUUCCGGAGGAAGCACCAAGCAUUGGUACUUUGCUAAUGGUGUUGAUGCUUGGGCUCCUGCGGAUCACUUUGCUGUUGUUCUCCUAGGUGAUAGUAUCACUGACGGACGAGGAAGCACUGAUGACUCAAAUGAUCGUUGGUCCGAUGCGCUUGCUGCCCAUCUCCAAGACUCAGGAUUAAAGAACGUCGCGGUCAACAAUAUGGCUGCAGGUGGAAACGCCAUCCUCCAAGGUGGUCUUGGCCCUCCUCUUCUUACGCGCUACAAGCGCGAUGCUCUUGAGCAACCCGGUGCCGAAUUCGUUGUCAUUUUCGAAGGCGUCAAUGACAUUGGUCCAUCCGCCACAGACGCCGCCACUCAAAAGAAGAUCAAGAAUGGUCUCAUCGCUGCUUACCAACAAAUCGCGGGUGAUAUCAAGAAGGCUGGUAUGACCAGCAUUGGAGCCACAAUCACACAAAUGCUCGGAAACCAGUACUAUGCUCCUGAAAGAGAGGUUACGAGGGUUGCUAUCAACGAGUGGAUUUUGAGCAAUGGUACCUUUGACCACACGGUUGACUUUGCUUCGUUGAUUGGAGAAGGAGAUAAGCUAUUUCCUCAGUAUGAUUCUGGAGAUGGCCUACAUCCCAACCCGGCUGCGUACAAAUUGAUGGGCACCAAGUUUCCCAUCAAGGUCUUCAAGAAGUAA
Molecule: messenger RNA, 1248 nt
Organism: Fusarium venenatum
Lineage: Eukaryota; Fungi; Ascomycota; Sordariomycetes; Hypocreales; Nectriaceae
Product: SGNH hydrolase-type esterase domain-containing protein
Source: RefSeq, a predicted model, not a curated record